Messenger RNA from Colletotrichum fioriniae, 714 nucleotides. RefSeq lists its product as uncharacterized. The record is from RefSeq and is a predicted model, not a curated record. Gene Ontology annotation, biological process: mannosyl-inositol phosphorylceramide biosynthetic process. Gene Ontology annotation, molecular function: mannosyltransferase activity. NCBI's taxonomy places the organism in Eukaryota, Fungi, Ascomycota, Sordariomycetes, Glomerellales, Glomerellaceae.
AUGAUAGCACUCCCUGGAAAGGCCAUGUUGAAGGCCUCGGCGCUUGUAAUGUUGGCUAUGACGGCCGCCUUGGUUGUCCAUCAACUCAGCUACACCAACGACUUCGCCCUUCCAAACCAGUCCAUAGAGAUCAUCGGGCUAUGCAAUGCUUCUGAACGCCAGGGAAAAGACCUUCAAGAUCCCACCGAUACAAAGACACCGCAAGAGCCCAUCCCCAAGAUUAUCCACCAGCUUUGGAAGGACGACAACCUAAGCACAUACUCGGUCCGAGCCUCGUACGACACGUGGAAAACUACGAUGGAGCCCUUCAACUAUACCGUAAAACUAUGGACAGACGAAGAUAUUCUCGAACUUAUAAAGACAGAAUACUCUUGGUUACUGUCAACGUACGAGGGCUACGCCCAAAACAUUCAACGAGCCGAUGUGGCGAGACUGGUUGUUGUCCAUGCAGAGGGAGGCAUAUAUGCAGACUUGGACGUAUACCCCAGAUCGACCGAAGAGAUGACCUGUGUGCAAAGCCUCGGCUUACAGGCCAUCUUCGCCCCAACAUCCAGCACCCUUGGACUCAGCAAUCACUUCUUCAUGGCACAGCGUGGCUCUUCCUUCCUCGAAUGGGCUCUCCGAGAAGCCAAGCGACGCGGCGGUGCGACCUCGAAACGAAUCCUCCUUCCCUACCUCCAGCACAUUGCAUCACGGCGUGGCGCUGUUGGAUGA